This is a messenger RNA of Phlebotomus papatasi, 3772 nucleotides long. RefSeq names its product alpha-mannosidase 2 (gene alpha-Man-IIa). Gene Ontology annotation, molecular function: carbohydrate binding; alpha-mannosidase activity. NCBI's taxonomy places the organism in Eukaryota, Metazoa, Arthropoda, Insecta, Diptera, Psychodidae. The record is from RefSeq and is a predicted model, not a curated record. The coding region runs from base 280 to 3642 and encodes 1120 amino acids. Gene Ontology annotation, cellular component: Golgi membrane. Gene Ontology annotation, biological process: N-glycan processing; mannose metabolic process; protein deglycosylation. The transcript is spliced from 4 exons.
CAGUUUUUCGAAAAAGUUCCGACAGCUGUGUACACAGAAAAUUUUCCACCUUCACAAUUGCAAAAUAUUGGCAAUUUUGUGGAAAAUAGGUGAAAAAUUGUGCGGUGAAACGUGAAAAUGGGUCAUUUACUUCGAUAAGCUUGCACUUUUCAGUCAAUACCUGUGCUCAGUGCCACGUAAUGCAUAGAUUGCCGAAGAUCCUUAUCGAUUGAGCAGCAAAGUGGACGUGAAAAACUCUUUUUAAUCUCUAAAUUUCACCUGUAGAUAGUGGUUACAAAAAUGCGUAUACGAAGACGAUUUGCCCUUAUAUUCUCCAGUGCUGUAAUUCUCUUCUUCCUCUUUCUCUACGUUAUUAUAAAUUACUCCAUGCCCAGCGAUAAGCCGAAAUCAAUGUUUAUGAUUGAGAAUAAACUGAAAGAACUGCAGCAUAAUCUAAAUAAGCACGCGGAGGAAUUCGAUGAGAUUAAGAAGCAGAUAGAUAACUUACAGACGAAUCAGGAAAAGAGUCAGGAGCAGCAAUUGGAUGGGAAUGAUUUGGUGAAGGAUUCCAUCAUAAAUGCUGGCCAAUGGGCAGGUGAAACGGAGAAUUCAGAGUGCUCCAAUAAAUGGGGAGUUGUCCCCAAGCCCGACAUCCAGAUGCUGGAUGUGUACCGGCAACUGGAAUUUGACAAUCCCAAUGGAGGUCCUUGGACUCAGGGAUGGCGAGUAGAAUAUGAUCCUCAUCACUGGAACAGUCAUCAUCAGCUGAAGGUUUUUGUUGUGCCCCAUUCGCACAACGAUCCAGGAUGGAUUAAGACCUUUGAUACUUACUACGAGCACGACACGAAGCCCAUUCUGACGAACCUCCUGAGGCAUUUGGAGGCGAAUGAAGAGAUGAAGUUCAUUUGGGCAGAGAUUUCCUACUUCUCCAAAUGGUACGAAGAACUCUCGAUGGACGCCAAGAAGAGGGUGAAACGCCUUGUUCAGAGAAAACAGUUGGAGUUUGUAACUGGUGGUUGGGUGAUGAAUGACGAAGCCAAUUCCCAUUGGAUUGCAAUAAUCCAGCAACUCACUGAGGGCUUGACGUGGCUUAAAGUACAUCUUAAUGUUACACCAGUAUCUUCAUGGGCUAUUGAUCCUUUUGGUCAUACUCCCACCAUGCCUUAUAUUCUCAAGGGAAGUGGCAUGAAGCAUCUCUUGAUCCAGCGAACGCAUUAUUCGGUGAAGAAGCGAAUGGCUCAGAAGAAAGAUUUAGAAUUUCGCUGGAGGCAAAUUUGGGACAAUAGCGGAGAGACAGAUUUACUGACACACAUGAUGCCCUUUUAUUCCUACGAUGUGCCCCAUACUUGUGGUCCUGAUCCUAAGGUUUGCUGUCAGUUUGACUUUAAGCGUUUGCCUGGGUACGGAGUGAACUGUCCGUGGCGUAUAGCUCCUCAGGCCAUUGAUGAGGUGAAUGUGGCCAAAAGGGCUGAAUUGAUAGUGGAUCAAUGGAGGAAGAAAUCGAUUUUGUACAGAACGAGAUCAGUUCUUAUUCCUUUGGGAGAUGAUUUUCGGUACAGUCAGAGUUCAGAGUGGGAGGCUCAGAGGGUGAACUAUGGGAAACUCUUUGAGUACAUCAACAAUGAACCGAGUUUGCAUGUUCAGGCCAAAUUUGCCACUCUGUCGGAGUAUUUUGAGUCUGUGACCAAAGAGAAGGAACUUGAGCAGUUUCCGUCGCUCAGUGGAGACUUUUUCACAUAUGCCGACAAAGAUGACAACUACUGGAGUGGAUACUUCACUUCGAGACCCUACCACAAACGUCUGGAUCGUGUUCUUAUGAAUUUCCUCAGAUCUGCCGAAAUGUUGCAUUCCUGGACAAUCUGGGAGACUGAAGCGGGCUUUGAUAAUCUCUUGAGAAAUGCCCGAAGAGCUCUGUCUCUCUUUCAGCAUCAUGAUGGUGUUACAGGAACAGCUAAAGAUCAUGUAAUGAAAGAUUAUGCUGCUAGAAUGAUAGAUGCUGUUCGUGCUUCGAAAUUUGUCAUUCAACAGUCUGUCUAUAGACUCCUCACAAAGCCCUCAAUUUACCAGCCAGACUACAAAUUCACCUAUCUCAAUAUUGACGAUUCCCGCUCACCGAGUCCGGAUGAAAAUCGACCGACAAUCAUCAUUGGUGAUGAGAUUCCCUUUAAGUACGUCGUUGUGCACAAUUCACUGCCACAGGCCCGAGUGGAACUGGUAGAGUUUCUGAUUGCCAAGCCUUUUGUUACUGUCACGGAUCCCGAUAAGAAUACGGUUCCGGCUCAAGUUAGUCCUGUGUGGUCAUGGCAUCGUGGAGGAUUCACAGCGUAUGCCCCCCAAGCGUCCACGACAAAGUACCGAUUGACCUUCAAGGCUACCGUUCCGCCAAUGGGACUCAAAGUCUACACAAUUCACUCCGUCAAUUCAGCUGCAGAAAGCCGUGGUGUAACGUAUGCAAAGAUCACAAUAAUGACUCACUCACCAUUUUCCCUGAGCUUGGGUGACUAUCCCAAUCAGGUUGAAUUUACAACGCCCAAAGAGGUGUCUCUGCACAUGGCAAAUGGUGCUGGUGUUGCAUUUAGCAAUCAGGGCCUUCUCAAGUCCAUGACCAUUGAUUCCAAUUCCCCAAGUGUGCCAAUUCAUUUGGAGUUUCUUAAAUAUGGUGCCAAGAUGGGGCCAGAUCGUAGUGGUGCUUACUUAUUUAUGCCAGAUGGACCGGCUGUACCUCUAUUGCUGGGAAAUUUGACGACACUGGUGAGUCGUGGGGAAUUGGAAUCGAGUGUGUCAACGGGAUUACCUUUUGUCAUCCAUGAGAAUAUUAUGCGAGAAGAUGGGCUAGAGAUCAGGAAUUUGGUGGAUAUUGGAGAUAUGGACAAUACGGAGAUUGUUAUGAGAUUUAACACGAAAAUCACCAAUGGAGAAUUUUUCUACACCGAUCUCAAUGGAUUUCAAGUGAUUAAGCGUCAGAGAUUUAGUAAGAUUCCUCUUCAGGCAAAUUACUAUCCAGUGCCGAGUUCGAUGUUCAUUGAGGAUGAGACAUUUAGGCUGACACUGCUGACGGCUCAGUCAUUGGGCGGAUCAUCGCUGAAGUCGGGUCAGAUGGAGAUAAUGCAGGAUCGGAGAUUGAAGCAGGAUGAUAAUCGGGGAUUGGGUCAGGGUGUUCUGGACAAUCGACCGAUAAUGCAUAUCUUUAAGUUGGUGCUGGAAUUGAGGGAGCCAUGUGUUAAUCUCGAUCAACAGCAUCCUUCGGGAUUCCUAACCACAAAUACUCACUGGCAAUUGAUGGCACUCACGUAUCCCAUGGACAAGUUGGUUUUCCAUGAGAAUGAAUGGGUGGGAAUGGUACCGACUUUUGGGGAGAAUCAUGAGGCCACGGAGAAGGGUAUUGAAGUGGCAAUUUUGAGGGAUUUACCGCAUUUGCCGAUGCCCAAGUCGAUACCCGGACGAAAUUCCCUGGGGAUUGUACUGAGGCGGAUUCGGGUGGAAAAAUGCAGUACUGAUCCGAAUUUAGAGGGCACAGUGAAUAUUCGGCGACUUCUGAGUCUCGAUGAUGGCAAAGAUAUCUACUCGGCACCCUUCAGUCUGCUCAAAAGGGAAGCUGUUGUGCCGUCGGAUGAAGUAGUCUUGUGUCCGAUGGAGGUGAAAGCUUUUAUCAUUGGCAGAUAAAAUCGCCGGAAAACCAACGGAAAAAUGUGAAUAAUUGAUAAGAUUAGCACUCUUUUGUGUUUGUGAUUUUACAAGUAAUAUUUGUAAGGUUUAUGUUUAAAUGUACAAUUCCACCAACUUAUUUUUAUCA